Molecule: messenger RNA, 636 nt
Organism: Anthostomella pinea
Lineage: Eukaryota; Fungi; Ascomycota; Sordariomycetes; Xylariales; Xylariaceae
Source: the annotation of a GenBank genome assembly
AUGUCUACACCCAUCAACCCGCCGCCCUCGCGGCCCCCGACAGCUCGCCCUGUCUCCACGCGACCUCCCACAGCUCGUCCCGUCUCCACGCGACCACCCACAGCCUUCGCGCCAGCCCCCACGCCGAUGACCACCCCAGCGCCUCUGCCUUUGCCUCCGCCUCGCCAGAUACUGGGCAAGACGCAGCUCGAAAACGCGCUCGAGGAAUACAUGCACCCACUUUCGGGACAGCGACCCGAGGGUAUAAUGCAGUACCUGGCCAACCUCUUCGGCCCCCCUCCCGCACCACGAUCAGCAGCAUUCGUCCAGUACAUGGACCGCAAGAUGGCGCUCUGGCGGCCCUUCGUGCGCUUCGUGGCCGAGCGCCAGAUGCAGGACGCGUCCGAGGUACCCAAGCUGGUCGCUAUCAUCGACCUGCUGGUUUUUCACGGCGUGGUGGACGCGAAGUUCGUGACGCAGUGUUUGUUGGAGGCGUAUCACAUCUACAUAGAGCGCCACGACAGAAUCUGCGUCAACCGCCUCUACGGCUUCGGCCUCAUCCUGCAGAGCCAUCCGCGCGGACUGAUGCACCAGGUCGAGUUCCCGGGUCUGAUGGGUGAGCCGAUGGGAAUACGGGUUGUGCCUGUUGCCAUGUGA